Molecule: messenger RNA, 5729 nt
Organism: Trichosurus vulpecula (common brushtail)
Lineage: Eukaryota; Metazoa; Chordata; Mammalia; Diprotodontia; Phalangeridae
Gene: VCL
Product: vinculin
Exons: 22
Coding region: 124-3510 (1128 amino acids)
Biological process (GO): cell adhesion
Cellular component (GO): actin cytoskeleton
Molecular function (GO): actin filament binding; structural molecule activity
Source: RefSeq, a predicted model, not a curated record
GGAGUCGGCAGUCGCAGCCCAGCUAGCCGCCGCCGGCAGUAGUCGCAGCUCUGGUUUCUUGCCGCCCGCCGGCCGGUCUCCGUCUACCCUAGCCCGCGGCUCGCCGCCCCACCCGCCGCCACCAUGCCGGUGUUCCACACGCGUACGAUCGAGAGCAUCCUGGAGCCGGUGGCGCAGCAGAUCUCGCACCUGGUGAUCAUGCACGAGGAGGGCGAGGUGGACGGCAAAGCCAUCCCUGACCUCACCGCGCCCGUGGCCGCCGUGCAGGCGGCCGUCAGCAACCUCGUCCGGGUUGGAAAGGAGACUGUUCAGACAACUGAGGAUCAGAUUUUAAAGAGAGACAUGCCUCCAGCAUUUAUUAAGGUUGAAAAUGCUUGUACCAAGCUUGUCCAGGCAGCCCAGAUGCUUCAGGCAGAUCCCUACUCAGUGCCAGCUCGUGAUUAUCUGAUUGAUGGCUCAAGGGGUAUACUUUCUGGGACAUCUGACUUGCUCCUCACCUUUGAUGAGGCUGAGGUCCGCAAAAUCAUCCGUGUGUGCAAGGGCAUUUUGGAAUAUCUAACAGUGGCAGAAGUGGUAGAGACGAUGGAGGAUUUGGUCACUUACACUAAGAAUUUGGGACCAGGAAUGACAAAAAUGGCCAAAAUGAUUGAUGAAAGACAACAGGAAUUGACUCACCAGGAGCACAGAGUGAUGUUGGUGAAUUCAAUGAACACUGUGAAAGAGUUAUUGCCAGUCCUCAUUUCAGCUAUGAAGAUUUUUGUAACUACUAAAAACUCCAAAAACCAAGGUAUUGAAGAAGCUUUGAAAAACCGCAACUUUACGGUGGAAAAGAUGAGCGCAGAGAUUAAUGAGAUCAUCCGAGUGUUACAGCUUACUUCCUGGGAUGAAGAUGCUUGGGCUAGCAAGGACACUGAAGCCAUGAAGAGAGCCUUGGCCUCCAUCGAUUCGAAACUGAACCAGGCUAAAGGUUGGCUCCGUGAUCCCUCUGCCUCACCAGGAGAUGUUGGGGAGCAGGCGAUCAGGCAGAUCUUGGAUGAAGCUGGCAAAGUUGGUGAACUCUGUGCUGGGAAAGAACGCAGGGAGAUCCUGGGAACCUGCAAAAUGUUAGGGCAGAUGACCGACCAAGUGGCUGAACAUCGAGCCAGAGGACAAGGAGCCACACCCAUGGCCAUGCAGAAAGCCCAGCAGGUGUCUCAGGGUCUAGAUAUGCUCACAGCAAAGGUGGAGAAUGCAGCACGCAAACUGGAGGCCAUGACUAAUUCAAAACAAAGCAUCGCGAAGAAGAUCGAUGCUGCCCAGAAUUGGCUUGCAGAUCCAAAUGGGGGCCCUGAAGGAGAAGAACAGAUUCGAGGAGCUUUGGCUGAAGCUCGGAAAAUUGCAGAAUUGUGUGAUGAUCCUAAGGAAAGAGAUGACAUUUUGCGUUCCCUUGGAGAAAUCUCUGCUCUGACUUCUAAGUUGUCAGAUCUACGGAGACAGGGGAAAGGAGACUCUCCUGAGGCCCGGGCUUUGGCUAAGCAAAUCGCCACAGCCCUGCAGAACCUGCAGACCAAAACCAACAGGGCUGUGGCCAAUAGCAGACCUGCCAAAGCAGCUGUCCAUCUGGAGGGCAAGAUUGAGCAAGCUCAGAGGUGGAUUGACAACCCCACAGUGGACGAUAGGGGUGUAGGUCAGGCUGCAAUCCGUGGACUUGUGGCAGAAGGGCAUCGUCUUGCCAAUGUUAUGAUGGGUCCUUAUCGCCAAGAUCUUCUUGCAAAAUGUGACCGAGUGGACCAGCUAACAGCCCAGCUGGCAGACCUGGCUGCAAGAGGGGAAGGAGAGAGUCCACAGGCAAGGGCUCUUGCUUCCCAGCUACAGGAUUCCUUAAAAGAUCUGAAAACAAAGAUGCAAGAGGCCAUGACUCAAGAAGUGUCAGAUGUUUUUAGUGAUACCACAACACCCAUCAAGCUGUUGGCAGUGGCGGCCACUGCACCCCCUGAUGCACCAAACAGGGAUGAGGUGUUUGAUGAGAGGGCAGCUAACUUCGAAAACCACUCUGGAAGGCUUGGGGCUACCGCAGAGAAGGCGGCUGCUGUUGGGACAGCUAAUAAAUCCACCGUGGAGGGUAUUCAGGCAUCGGUGAAGACAGCGAGGGAACUCACGCCCCAGGUUGUCUCAGCUGCUCGCAUCUUACUAAGAAAUCCUGGAAAUCAAGCUGCCUAUGAACAUUUUGAAACUAUGAAGAACCAGUGGAUUGAUAACGUUGAAAAAAUGACAGGGCUGGUGGAUGAAGCCAUAGAUACCAAAUCUCUGCUGGAUGCUUCUGAGGAAGCGAUUAAGAAAGACCUGGAUAAGUGUAAAGUAGCUAUGGCUAACAUCCAACCUCAGAUGCUCGUUGCUGGGGCAACCAGCAUUGCUCGGCGAGCCAAUCGGAUCCUGUUAGUAGCCAAAAGGGAGGUGGAAAACUCUGAGGAUCCCAAAUUCCGGGAAGCUGUGAAGGCUGCUUCUGAUGAACUGAGCAAAACCAUUUCCCCCAUGGUGAUGGAUGCAAAAGCUGUAGCUGGAAACAUUUCUGAUCCUGGCCUGCAGAAAAGCUUCCUGGACUCGGGAUAUCGGAUUCUGGGUGCUGUGGCCAAGGUCAGAGAAGCCUUCCAGCCUCAGGAGCCUGACUUCCCUCCUCCUCCCCCAGAUCUCGAACAACUCCGGUUGACAGAUGAGCUUGCUCCUCCCAAACCUCCUCUGCCUGAGGGUGAGGUUCCACCACCCAGACCCCCUCCACCAGAGGAGAAGGAUGAAGAGUUCCCUGAGCAGAAGGCCGGGGAGGUGAUUAACCAGCCAAUGAUGAUGGCUGCCAGGCAACUCCAUGAUGAAGCUCGAAAGUGGUCCAGCAAGCCGGGUAAAGAAGCCUCGGAGAAAGGUGUAGAUGUUGCUGAUGAGGUUGGGUUUCCUCUCCCCUCUGACAAUGAAGAUGAUUAUGAGCCUGAGCUGCUGUUAAUGCCGACCAAUCAGCCGGUUAACCAGCCCAUUCUGGCCGCUGCUCAGUCUUUACAUCGAGAAGCAACCAAGUGGUCUAGUAAGGGCAAUGACAUCAUUGCAGCAGCCAAACGGAUGGCCCUGCUGAUGGCUGAGAUGUCCCGGCUGGUGAGAGGAGGCAGUGGCACCAAACGGGCCCUGAUCCAGUGUGCGAAGGACAUCGCCAAAGCCUCUGAUGAGGUGACGCGGUUGGCCAAGGAGGUGGCAAAGCAGUGUACUGACAAGCGGAUCCGAACCAAUCUCUUACAGGUGUGUGAGCGAAUUCCAACCAUUAGCACCCAGCUCAAAAUCCUGUCCACAGUCAAAGCCACCAUGCUGGGCCGAACCAAUAUCAGUGAUGAGGAAUCGGAGCAGGCCACAGAAAUGCUGGUUCACAAUGCCCAGAACCUGAUGCAGUCUGUAAAGGAGACUGUCAGAGAAGCGGAAGCAGCUUCAAUUAAGAUUCGAACAGAUGCUGGUUUCACUUUGCGUUGGGUUCGAAAAACUCCCUGGUACCAGUAGCUCCGAGGGCAGCCAUCACUCCACCCGACUCUCCCCCACACCCCAGUACUCCCAUGCCUGGCUCAGAGACUCUUUUCUAAGCAGCAACAACUGUGGCCCAAGGCCCUGGCUGCUGCGGGCGCAGGGGUGAGGGUCAUUCCCCAGCCUGUUUCCUACAGAAACCCCCACAUUUGGUCUUUCCAUAUUAGAAAAUGUUUAUAUUCUCCUUUGCUUUGGGGGACUGUAUGUAAUGUCUCUCCCUAGAAAAGUCUGUAUUUUAUUCUCAAACAGCCUCAUGUACUCUUCUCCCUAUAACUGGUCUAGGACUAAUUACAUAAGCUCAGAAUUCAUGUAAGGAACACUACCCUUGCACCCCGCCUGGAUAGCCUCUGGAUAGGAACCUUCUUUAAUUGCCUCCUACCCCCGUACCUCACUCACAUGCUCCCCCUCUGAGCCUGGGAGGCUUACCAGGCUGCUCCCAAGAAGGCAGUCCCUCUGCCUCAGAUAAUGUGUUUGCUGCUCUGUAGACUGCUGGUGACCAUAUUCAGCCCUAAAGCUGGUGCUCUUGUCCUGCCUUCUGCAGGGUCACCAAGCCCUUCUAAAGGUGGCCUUGCUCUGCGGGGGAAGGCAAACCUGGGCCCCUGCAGUAACCCGAGGCGGAUGGCCUUAGCAUCACUACCUUCUUCCCCCACCUUUCCUUUGCUAGUUUCCAAAAGCACAAACCUGAAGACUUUUUUCUCUUCUAAGCAAACCAUGAAAUAACAUGUCAUGGUAUGAAUCAUGCUCUAAAGUGACCCAUCCAUUCCAGGGAAGAUCUUGGAGCCAUUCAAGGGGGUGGGGGUGGGGGGUGCCCUGCCUCUUGCCUUGGCCUGCCUGCCCACUUGCUCGGGUAGGGUUUCCCCUCCCAAACACUGUGUGUCCUGGUGCUCUUGUCUCUGCUGUUUUGGGGGCAGAGCAGCCAGGGCGUUGUCCAGUGGGGCCAUACCUGGGCAAUGCAUGCUUUGUCACUGACCCCCAGAGGACUUUGCUGAGGCCUUUAAUGAAAUGCUGCAUUGGAGUGCUUGGCCUGAUUGUAUUCCCUCCACUAAUUUCUCUCCCUCCUUGAUGGAUUUGGAGGACAUUUAGGUGCUUCUUUGUUUCUUGAACUUUGAAAUAUUCUUCUUUUCUAACUCAGCCCCAGGCCGACAAUUGUUCUUUUUUGCCCCAGUGUUGUUUAGUGCAAAAGAAAGGCCAUCUCUGAGCUGGGGCCUCUCCAGCUUGAGGAGAGCUGAACCAGCAGACUUAAGAUUUUUUUGGUCUGGCAGUACAGGAGGCUGACCGUGAAUUAUUGAGGGGAGUCUCUCACACCUAAAAAUGACUGCUAUGAUUAAAGCUGGAAUGAGUCUUCAAGAGGUGCCUUCGGUGCAGGUCAGGGGAUGUAGCGAGAGUGAGUGUUCAGAUGAAGGGUCAGCCUCUUCUACCUUCCCACCUUGCACUGCGGUCUGAAGAAAGGAGCUGAGUGGGGAAUAUUUCAUUCAUUGCCCAUGUCACCUGUUUCUUGGGAUCCCUGCUGAGUACUCGAAACUCCUGCGUGGUACAGGAGAGGAAAUCUGAUGGUGAAAAGGACUGAAUGAGAGCUUUAACCCGAAGGUCCUUGGUUUUCUUCACUUGGGUUGGAUCCCAGUGUUGAAUGUGUAAAAUCUGUCUUCAGUUAGUCCUGUACAUUUUAGGCUUCCUCUUUUUUUCUUUUUAAUGAAUGAUGAGUGUUCUUGAGGUCCUAAGAGUACUUAGUACUCUUAGCACAGUGCCUGGCACAUAGUAGGCGCUUAAUAAAUGUUGAUUGAUUGAUCGAUUGAUAACAGAACUUAAGAGUUGGGACCUCGAGUCAUUUAUCUAGUCCAAUUCCAUAACUUCUUUAGUUGCUUAUGUGAUAUAAAUGCAAUAUUAAUGCCUUUAAAAAUGAAUCUAUGCCAAAGAUCACCUUUUGUUUUAUUAAAGAUUGCUUAAAGAAAAUACGAGAAAUCAUGUUUGCCAUUUCAGUUCCAGGGUUCUAGCCACGCUGCAAAUACACUGUGCCGGUUGUGGUUUUCUCACCACCAGUGUUCCAGAUUUGGUGAAGCAGAUUCAGAAACAUCCCCUGAAUGUCAGUUAGAAAUGUUACCACUAAAAUAACUGUGUUUAUAAACUAGGAUUUGUUAUAUGCAAAUAUUUUCUGCCACCUCUUUUGUUCUCUUAAAAAUAAAAUGCAUUUGUAUAAAUAA